AUGCUCUUCGCCUUCCUCGACACCCAGGAGGACUUCUCCGGCGCUGCUGCUGCGCUUUCUGCAAUUCCCAGUUUGUGCAAAACCGAAGGAAUCCAAAACUUCAACAAACGCAGCAGCAGCAGCAGCAACGCUGCAGCAGCUAACGACCACGUUGACUGCAACCUCACCGGAGUAGAUCCAGAGUGUUUCCUCGUCAACCUCGCAGGCCAAGUGGGGAAGACGUGGGGCACGCAGCUGGCUGACGAGCAGCGAGCAGCAGAAAUGGUGCAGAAGCUGCUGCAGGGCGAAGACGCCACGCUGCAGGCAGCAGUUGCUGCUUGUGCUGCUACUCCUCUUGCUGUUCCUCUUUUGGUUCAGUUCGGAUCUGCUCUUCCUUCUCCUGCUGCUGUUGUUGCUGAGGCUUCUGCUGCCUGCAGAGUCUAG
Molecule: messenger RNA, 423 nt
Organism: Eimeria tenella
Lineage: Eukaryota; Apicomplexa; Conoidasida; Eucoccidiorida; Eimeriidae
Exons: 2
Coding region: 1-423 (140 amino acids)
Source: RefSeq, a predicted model, not a curated record